Molecule: messenger RNA, 2383 nt
Organism: Exaiptasia diaphana
Lineage: Eukaryota; Metazoa; Cnidaria; Anthozoa; Actiniaria; Aiptasiidae
Product: endothelin-converting enzyme 2
Exons: 13
Coding region: 467-2383 (638 amino acids)
Biological process (GO): protein processing
Cellular component (GO): plasma membrane
Molecular function (GO): metalloendopeptidase activity
Source: RefSeq, a predicted model, not a curated record
UGACGUCACCAUUCACUUAGGAAUUAAGAAAUGUAUUCAAAACUGUGAGAUUUUCCUGAGAUUUUCGUCUGUCAGAAGGAAGUAAAAAAGGAGUGUUUAUAUUUGGUUGAAUAUGGCUGAAUGACCGAAAAGCUUGGACAAGCUUUGAYGGUUGUUUUAUGCAGAUGGUCAAGAAUUCAUCACCCACUGAAAGGGUCAAACACAACACRAAUGCUUGCUGGUUUUGAAUGGCAGAAGCUUUCUGAAACCCUUUGAAAUUUGCUUACAAUUUACGCCAGACAGCUCUUCAGUUAUAAACAGCUUUUCUACUGUUAGGGAGCGUUUAUGUUCUUGGGAAUACUCGAUUCGACAGGGCGAGAUCUUGAAGGAUACACYACCGAAUGACGUGCUGCAUUUGAAGCGAAUAGUCAGACAAAAUCUCAAACAAACUUGAAAUCGUAUAUUAUUAGACCAUUGCAAAGUCAACAUGUCAAACGAAAUAGGCUCAGAAACRACGACCCAUGUACCGUUGYUGAGAUAUGAUGAAGAAGAUUCACUCGUUGGUCUUGGCGGGAGUCGGGAAGAAGGAAUGGCGGACACAGAUAGYCUUGAAGGACAUAUAAUCACGGUUGUCAAGCCAUCAAACCGCUAUUCCCUGCCUGUUCUUGUCAARAAAMCAGUCUUCUGGUUGAUAGUGCUUGUUUCUAUCCUAAUAGUCGCUUGCAUUGUGCUUGGAGCAUUGUUAUCUGCGUCAAAAAAGCGCUACAUAAAAACGGAACAAGAGUUGAAAGUCGCGCAAGACGCUUGCYUGACUGAUGGCUGCUUGGACGCUGCACAUUACAUGUACCAUGCUAUUAACCACACUGCCGAUCCUUGCGACGACUUCUUUCAAUAUUCCUGUGGUGGCUGGGUAAAAAACAACCCAAUUCCUGACAGUGAAGCAUUUUGGGGUACCUUUUCAUUUCUCUGGGACCAAAACAUGCAGACCAUGAAGCGACUACUCAACGACAAAGAACUUUCUCAAUCGAAAAGUUCGUCCAUUCAUUUAGCGAAAACAUUUUAUGAUUCGUGCAUGGAUUUGGAMAAAUUAGAUGCRCUGAAAGAUGCCCCACUUCAAAAAAUUCUCAAAGACAUCGGUGGUUGGAGUAUUUCUGGAAACUGGAGCGAARAUGGGUUUUCUCUCCUGGRAAUGUUGAAGAAAGUUCAAAACAACUAUCAUAAUUCUGCGUUUUUUAGCUAUUUUGUCAACGCAGAUGACAAGAAUUCUUCSAAAAAUAUUAUUAAGGUAGAUCAAGCUGGACUGGGCAUUGAGAGAAGCUAUUACCUCGGCAAUGAAACAGAAAAGAACUUAAAGGCUUAUCACGAUUACAUGACAACGGUGGGUGUUUUACUCGGAGGAGAGAAGAACCAUGUUGAACAACAGAUGAUGGAUGUUUUGAAUUUUGAAAAGGAACUUGCAAAGAUUUUUGCUCCUCCCAACAAUCGUAGUCAAAUUGACCAGGUUUACAAAAAAAUGAAAAUCAAAGACCUCAUUMAAAUCAGCCCAAAGAUACCCUGGUUAGACUUCUUCUCUGCUGCAUUCAGUGAUAUAGCCASCAUCAAAGAGACAGAUGAUAUCGUUGUUUUUGCAACAGAAUAUCUGUCAAAGCUUGAAUCAGUCAUAAAUGGGGCAAACAACAAAGUUUUAAACAACUACAUGGUAUGGCAAGUUGUUCAUAGCAAGGUACCAAUGCUCUCUGCUGAAUUCCGAGAAGCUCAACACCAGCUGAACAAGAUUUUGGAAGGUACAACAACUGUGGAAGAUCGCUGGAAGACAUGUAUUUCAGUAACUGAUGGGAGUGUUGGCAUGGCACUUGGUAAUCUAUUUGUUAAGGAAAAGUUUCAAGGUUCUAGCAAGAAACAGGCAACUGACAUGAUAGAAGCUAUCAGGGAUGCUUUUAAGAGAAGACUUCCUCUGUUAGAUUGGAUGGAUGAUAAGACACGCUUUGCUGCUAUUGAUAAGGCUGAUGCUAUUGUUGAAAUGAUUGGGUUCCCUGAUUAUUUGACAGAUUUCAAGAAACUAGAUGAGAAAUACAAAGGACUGACUUUCUCAGUUGAUGAAUACUUUGACAAUAUGUUGAAACAUGAAGAAUUCUCCAGCCAGAAAGAAAAGAAAAAUCUGAGAAAACCAGUGGAAAAAGACAAGUGGUUGAUGACGCCACAGACAGUCAAUGCAUAUUACAGUCCAUCAAGAAAUCAGAUUGUAUUCCCUGCUGGUAUACUACAAGCUCCAUAUUAUGACAAGCGAUAUCCAAAGUAUUGUAACUAUGGUAGCAUUGGUGGUGCAGUUGGACAUGAACUAGUACAUGCCUUUGAUAAUUCAGAGGCGACCACACCGAACCUCACCCUGAAACCCCGACAAUGA